Messenger RNA from Gallus gallus (chicken), 1332 nucleotides. It is a transcript of the gene HOXD12, whose product is annotated as homeobox D12. The transcript has 2 exons. Gene Ontology annotation, molecular function: DNA-binding transcription factor activity, RNA polymerase II-specific; sequence-specific double-stranded DNA binding. The record is from RefSeq and is marked provisional. NCBI's taxonomy places the organism in Eukaryota, Metazoa, Chordata, Aves, Galliformes, Phasianidae. Gene Ontology annotation, biological process: regulation of DNA-templated transcription. Bases 8 to 808 code for a protein of 266 amino acids.
GUUGGAAAUGUGUGAUCGCAGUCUCUACAGAUCUGGCUACGUUGGUUCUCUCUUGAACUUGCAAUCUCCAGAUUCCUUUUAUUUUCCCAAUUUGCGGGCUAAUGGCAGUCAGUUGGCGGCUCUGCCCACCAUUUCCUACCCCCGGAGCUCGAUCCCGUGGACGUGCCCCAGUCCGUGCGCAGCUCAGCCGCAGGGCCACGCGUUCGGCGGCGCGGCGCAGCCGUACCUCCCCGGCUCCGUUCCAAUCAGCAUCAGCUCCAACAGCAACAAAGAGUGCCUGGAAGAAAACAGUAAAUAUUACGCCCACGACGCGAGCUCCAAACAAGAGGAAAGAUGCAGGCAGAGGCAAUCUUUCGCAAAUGACCCAACUAUUACUCACGCAGCCAACUUAAAGCCCGCAAAGUAUGACCACUCGAGCCUGCCGAGGAGCUUGCACGGCUCGGCCGCUCUUUUUGAAGUGAAUUCCUGCACUUCCAGCCUAAAGGAGGACAUCAAGAAUUCGGUCAACUUGAACCUGACAGUUCAGCCCGCGGCAGUCCAGUCAUGCCUCAGACCUUCAGUGCAGGAUGGUUUGCCUUGGUGCCCCACCCAGGGGAGAUCGCGAAAGAAACGGAAACCGUACACAAAACAGCAAAUCGCCGAAUUGGAAAACGAGUUUCUCCUCAAUGAGUUUAUUAACCGACAGAAGAGGAAAGAACUAUCAAACAGACUGAAUUUAAGCGACCAGCAAGUGAAAAUUUGGUUUCAGAACCGACGAAUGAAAAAGAAAAGAGUGGUAAUGCGCGAGCAGGCGCUCUCUAUGUACUAGCGCGGCGCCCGCCCGUUCCCGCAUGAACUUGCGUUCGCCCCGUAGAGUAGCGUGUGGUCGCGGCUGCGAGGCGGGAGCUGGGUGGGUUUUCCCCUUUAAGCCGAGCUCUCGGAACGCGUAGGAUCCCCGCGUGCGUCGGCAACCGCUGAGCUCUUAGGCAGAGCGAAGAAGACGAGCCAGCCCAGCACUGAAACCCGUAUUAUCAGCUUUUCCCCCUUUCUUUCUCCUUUUAUAUAGAUCUUCUCCCUCUUCUAACCCCCUCUUUCCCCGGAGAACGUGCGGCGCUAAACUAAAAUCGAUGCCUUUUUAACUGUAUGUAAACACCACUUUGCAGGAAAAAAAAAAAAAAAAAAGAAUAAAAGAAUAAUGCCUAGUAAAGACGUCUGUAAAUGCCGGCUGGUCCCUUCAUGUGUUCCCCGCUUCUGAAGGCGAGCAUGCGGCGCUCGCGUGUUUUGUGGUUUGGAAUAACCUGUUGGAGCACAGAUCGCACAAAGCGGUUACCAAAUAAACCUUUUUAGUUUUCA